GCAUCAUGAGAAGGUGGAGCUGGCGUCGUCGUAGGCAUAGUUGUACGCUGCCUCCCAGGUUGAGCAUGGCUGCUCACUGGCAACCAGGAUUCGACGGCGGUGAAGAUCUAGGAAUAAAGCACUCCCCUAGCUCUCGUCUGAUCCCUUUCACCAAUGUUUACUUUCAGUACCUUGGAAGAAUAAAGCACCAGGAUGUGCCCGCGUUGGCGGCAAAGAACAUGGAGGUUGUGGUCUGCGGUUGCAGUUCAGCCUGCUCAGCAAGGCAGCAAUGGAUCCUUCUUCGCCUAGAAAUGGCCAAUUCUGUCAAGACAUCAUUUCCAAAUACAGAGUAUUCUGUCCAUCCAAAUUGUUGCAUCUAGCCAAACAAUUCUUGAUGUUGCUUUGAGCUAGCUGCAUGGUUCAGAGAUGGUUCUUCAUUUCGGCUUCUCUUCAUUUGUGGCUUGUACUGGCUGCUUCUUUCAGAGCU
Molecule: messenger RNA, 466 nt
Organism: Lolium rigidum
Lineage: Eukaryota; Viridiplantae; Streptophyta; Magnoliopsida; Poales; Poaceae
Exons: 3
Coding region: 6-359 (117 amino acids)
Source: RefSeq, a predicted model, not a curated record